AUGCCAUCUGAUCCAGUCGGCGUGGCCAUAGUAACAGGGGGCUCUUCAGGCAUUGGCCUAGCCUUGACCAACCACCUGGCCACGAAGAAUUGGCAUGUUUUCAUACUGGACAUCCAAGCCCCAAUCGCCCCGACUCCAACCGAGUCCACCACAUUCCUGCAGACAGACAUCUCAGACUGGGACCAGCUCGCUUCCGCCUUCCAAACCGCCUACGCGCGCUUCUCCCGCCUGCACUUCGUCGCGCUGAACGCGGGCAUCGAUGACCGCGAUGACAUCUUCGGGAGCAUCUCAGGCGACGCGGCGCGCCCGCCGCGGCGGCCAAACAUGCUGACCUUUGCCGUGAACCUGUAUGGCCCGUACUACGGCCUGAAGCUCGCGGCGCACUACAUGAGCCUGGCACAGGUGGACAGCCCUGGGAGGCCGGCAGCGCAGCAGCCUCCCGGCGGGGGCAAGGUCGUCAUCACGUCGUCGGUCGCCGGGUUCCGCGCUCACCCGCCGAACCCGCAGUACAGCUCUUCCAAGUACGGCCUGCUGGGGCUCUCGCGGGCCGUGGCGCCUGCGGCCGCGCGGGCGGGCAUCCGUGUCAACUGCGUCUGCCCUGCGGUCGUGGCGACGGGGCUCGCGCCGCCUGGGCUGAUGCAGGCUUUCCCCGAGUCGAUCGUCACGCCCAUGGCGACGAUGAUGAGGGCAUUUGACGAGCUUGGCGAGUUUGACAGGCUCGCCAGGGAUGGCAGGGAGAAAUGGGCCAGUUCAGGCCCCAACGGCGCUGUUGUGGAAGCAAAUCUGCAGGACCUUAUCUACAGGGAAGAGCCGAAGAUGGACGGUGACUCGAGUGUUGACCCGGGAAUCGCUGAGGCUUGGAGAACUGUGUACGAAGGAAGAAACAAGCGAUUCGCGGCCAUGAAUCAGGGUGGUUGA
This is a messenger RNA of Diaporthe citri, 918 nucleotides long. RefSeq lists its product as uncharacterized. Bases 1 to 918 code for a protein of 305 amino acids. The transcript has 2 exons. Gene Ontology annotation, molecular function: oxidoreductase activity. NCBI's taxonomy places the organism in Eukaryota, Fungi, Ascomycota, Sordariomycetes, Diaporthales, Diaporthaceae. The record is from RefSeq and is a predicted model, not a curated record.